This is a messenger RNA of Sipha flava (yellow sugarcane aphid), 1047 nucleotides long. RefSeq names its product flavin reductase (NADPH). The record is from RefSeq and is a predicted model, not a curated record. The transcript has 4 exons. Lineage: Eukaryota; Metazoa; Arthropoda; Insecta; Hemiptera; Aphididae. Bases 304 to 921 code for a protein of 205 amino acids.
UGUCUUAUAUAUUAUUAUUACUAUUAUUAUUAUCAACAGGCGACGUGCUGAUAAGAGUCGAACGGUCGUUCGGUCGCGUCGUGUGCACACGGAUGGCAUUAUAUUAACAAAUUAUUCCCAUCGACGGGCGGAACAGAUUUAAUAAAUCUAACUCUUCCCCGUCCUUGCCGCGGUGGUGGUGGUGGUCACCGGUCUCCGUCGUCGUUUAGUAACUGUUGUACGUUGUUCGUCGGCGAACUGUCGCCGGUCGCGUUACGUUGCGGUUCCACGGUUGCUGGCGUUCUCAGACGAGCCACCGGUGCCAUGAAGAAAAUCGCGAUAUUCGGAGCCACCGGCAUGACGGGCGUGUGCGCCGUCGAAGCCGCCUUGAAACAAGGUCUAGAAGUAUCGGCUUUGGUCAGGGAUCCCAGCCGUAUGCCCGAGGAACUCCUCAAACAAGUGGAAGUGAUCACGGGUGACGUGUUGGUCGAGGAGCAUGUGGACAAGGCCGUCGCUGGUAGAGACGCCAUUGUUGUAACUUUGGGAACAAGAAACGACCUCGCGCCUACUACCAUAAUGUCUGAUGGAUUAAGAAAUAUUUUGUCAGCAAUGAAAAAGAACAAUGUGAAAUGUAUUUCUGUAUGCUUAUCUGCAUUUUUGUUCUACGAGCCAUCUAAAGUGCCACCAAUGUUUCAUGGCAUUAACGAUGAUCAUAUGCGUAUGUUACAACUAUUAAAAGUAUCUGAAGGCCUGGAUUGGAUUGCUGUUAUGCCACCGCACAUUGCAAGUACUCCGCUGGGCGAAUAUACCGUGAAAAUUGGUUCAUCAGCAGGACGUGCUAUAUCAAAACAUGAAUUGGGGAAAUUUAUGAUUGAUUGUUUGUCAAACCCUGAGUACUAUAAACAAAGCUGUGGUUUAGCAACCGUUGUGCCUUCUCCAUGAAGUAUAAAUUACAAAAAGAACAAUGGUUGGAAAACACUAAAUUUGGAAUGGAAUCUAAAUCUUGACAAUUUUUAAUUUUACAAAAUUUUGUAUAAACUUGAUAGGAAAAUUUAAUAAUAAAUGAAU